AACAAAGAGUGAAACUUUAUGUUUUUGCAAACAGGGGCGAAGUUAAAGUGAGCAUUUUUCGUUCGGAUUCCGCUUCAGUUUUGGUCCCUCUCUCUCUCUCUCUCUCUCUCUCUCUCUCUCUGAGCUUGUAACGGGUCCUCCUGCAAAUUGGUGCGUUAAAGUGAAGUGGCUGAGUGGUUUUGGAUCACUUGGAGCUUUUCUGGGUGAUUUGAGACCUGGAGGAGAUAAACCCAUCUGGCCGUUUUGGAGAUCUGGGAAUUGCUUAGGGUCUUAUGCCCUAUGAGGACCUUCUUUCCCUCCGAGUCUUGUAAAGAGUCGCAGCUCAAUGCUCUCAAUCCCCAGUCUUGGCUCCAAGUCGAAAGAGGGAAGCUUUCCAAGCUUUCAUCAAACUCAAACUCCUCCUCGUUUCCUUCAUCUUCUUCUAUAGAAUCUCUUAUAAAGGUGCCUGAGCCGCCUAUACUCCCAUUCUAUAAGCCGGUUGAUUAUGUGGAGGUUUUGGCUCAAAUUCAUGAAGAACUUGAGUUGUGUCCUCCACAGGAGAAGUCAAAUCUUUAUUUAUUACAGUUCCAGGUCUUUAGAGGCCUUGGAGAAGUCAAGCUGAUGCGGAGAAGCCUCCGUGCAGCUUGGCAGAAAGCCAACAGUGUUCAUGAGAAGCUUGUAUUUGCAGCUUGGUUGAAGUAUGAGAAGCAAGGGGAAGAACAUAUUUCCGACUUGCUUUCCUCUUGUGGAAAAUGUGCACAAGAGUUUGGGCCGGUAGAUGUUUUAGCUCAGCUUCCUGUUGAUGGAAGUGAGCCUAGUGCCAAUGAGACUAUUUCAAUGGGUGGGAACAAGAUGACAAGACAAGUCAGUUUUAGAAUUGAGGAUGAGAAAAUAGUUUGCGAUAGGCAGAAAAUAUCCAGCCUUUCGGCUCCAUUUGAUGCCAUGCUUAAUGGGUGCUUCUCGGAAUCACUUAGCGAGGACAUAGAUUUGUCAAAAAACAAUAUCUCAGCAUCCGGUAUGAAUGAAAUCAACGAGUUCAGUAAAACAGGCAAUUUGCGAGAAGUCCCUCCACAUCUUUUGUUGGAAAUUUUAGCUUUUGCUAAUAAAUUCUGUUGCGAAAAGCUCAAAGAUGCUUGUGAUAGGAAACUUGCUUCCUUGGUAUCUUCCAGAGAUGAUGCAGUGGAACUCAUGGAGUUUGCACUUGAAGAGAACUGUCGUGUCCUUGCUGCAUCAUGUUUACAAGUUUUCUUGGAUGAUCUUCCUAAUUGUUUGAAUGACAAGCGGGUGGUGGAGCUGUUCAAGCAUGCUGAUAGAGAGCAGAGAUCAAUCAUGGUUGGACCAGGCUCAUUUUCACUGUACUGUUUAUUGAGUGAAGUUGCUAUGAACCUGGAUCCUGAGUCAGAUAUAACCGCUUGUUUUCUGGAACGGUUGGUAGAAUUUUCUGAGAAUGAUAGGCAAAGACUGCUGGCAUCGCAUCAGUUGGGAUGUUUGAGGCUCUUGAGAAAAGAGUACGUUGAAGCAAAGCGUCUCUUUGAGGAAGCUUUAACUGCAGGCCAUAUUUAUUCAGUUGCGGGUUUAGCUAGACUGGAUCAUAUCAAAGGCCACAAAGUUUGGUCCUACGAAAAGCUGAGCUCUGUGAUCAACUCUGUUAUUCCUCUUGGAUGGAUGUACCAGGAGAGGUCAUUAUACUGUGAAGAUAACAAGAAAUGGGAAGACCUUGAGAAAGCAACUGAAUUGGACCCAACUCUUACGUAUCCUUACAUGUAUCGUGCAGCUACACUAAUGAGAAAAAACAACUCUGAAGCUGCACUUGUAGAAAUUAAUCGGGUUCUUGGAUUCAAACUUGCAUUGGAUUGCUUAGAGCUCCGUUUUUGUUUCUACCUUGCUCUUGAGGAUUAUAAAUCAGCCAUCUGCGACGUUCAAGCAAUUCUAACUCUCUGCCCAGAUUAUAGGAUGUUGGAGGGAAAGGUUGCAGCAUCCCAACUUCGUACACUUGUCCGUGAGCAUAUUGAAAAUUGGACAACAGCAGAUUGUUGGUUGCAAUUGUAUGAUCGGUGGUCUUCAGUUGAUGAUAUUGGGUCCCUCUCUGUUAUUUACCAGAUGCUUGAAUCUGAUGUGGCAAAAGGUGUACUCUAUUUCAGACAGUCUUUGCUUCUCCUCAGGUUGAACUGUCCUGAAGCUGCAAUGCGGAGUUUACAAUUAGCUCGUCAACAUGCAUCCAGCGAACAUGAAAAAUUAGUGUAUGAGGGAUGGAUCUUAUAUGACACAGGUCACUGUGAGGAAGGGCUCCGUAAAGCAGAGGAAUCUAUCAAAAUCAAAAGAUCUUUUGAGGCCUUUUUCUUGAAAGCAUAUGCACUGGCUGACUCUAGCGAAGAUCCGUCCUGUUCCUCAACUGUCAUUUCUCUCCUAGAAGAUGCCUUGAAAUGCCCCUCAGAUAGGUUGCGGAAAGGCCAGGCUCUAAACAACCUCGGAAGUGUUUAUGUGGACUGUGGGAAGUUGGAUUUGGCAGCUGAUUGCUACAUUAAUGCUCUUAAGAUAAGGCACACCCGAGCUCACCAGGGCCUUGCUAGGGUUCAUUUUCUCAAAAACGACAGGGCCGGUGCCUAUGAAGAAAUGACCAGAUUGAUUGAGAAAGCCCGGAAUAAUGCAUCUGCCUAUGAGAAAAGAUCUGAAUACUGUGAUCGUGAACUAACAAAGACAGAUCUGGAGAUGGUCACCCGAUUAGAUCCACUUCGGGUGUACCCUUACAGAUACAGAGCUGCAGUGUUGAUGGAUAGUCACAAAGAAAAAGAGGCAAUUGCAGAACUAUCAAAGGCCAUUGCGUUCAAAGCUGACCUUCACCUUCUGCAUUUGAGGGCUGCAUUCCAUGAACACAUUGGGGAUGUCAUGGGUGCGCUGCGAGACUGUCGAGCUGCUCUCUCUGUUGACCCAAACCAUCAAGAGAUGCUGGAGCUUCACAGCCGUGUAAACAGCCAUGAGCCAUGAACAGAGAACUUGAAAAUCAUUAGAUGAAACUAGUUCAAAAUUGUAUCA
Molecule: messenger RNA, 3012 nt
Organism: Argentina anserina (silverweed cinquefoil)
Lineage: Eukaryota; Viridiplantae; Streptophyta; Magnoliopsida; Rosales; Rosaceae
Product: ETO1-like protein 1
Exons: 6
Coding region: 280-2964 (894 amino acids)
Biological process (GO): negative regulation of ethylene-activated signaling pathway
Molecular function (GO): protein binding
Source: RefSeq, a predicted model, not a curated record